This is a messenger RNA of Xiphias gladius (swordfish), 966 nucleotides long. Its product is annotated as odorant receptor 131-2-like. Lineage: Eukaryota; Metazoa; Chordata; Actinopteri; Istiophoriformes; Xiphiidae. Gene Ontology annotation, biological process: G protein-coupled receptor signaling pathway. Gene Ontology annotation, molecular function: G protein-coupled receptor activity. The transcript has a single exon. Gene Ontology annotation, cellular component: membrane. Bases 1 to 966 code for a protein of 321 amino acids. The record is from RefSeq and is a predicted model, not a curated record.
AUGUCGUAUGCAGCUCAGUUUCACAAUAACGUCACUGCUGAACAGCAGUAUCAGGGUUUACUGGGAUUAGUGUUCUUUUCCACUCUGUCUACGGUGCCAUGCUGUGUGUUCCUCCUGAUUAAUGGGACCAUGUUAUUCACAUUGAGGAGUAAACCGGUAUUUCGGGAGACCUCCCGUUAUGUUUUUCUGUUUAACCUGCUGUUUGCAGACACUGUACUGCUGGCACAAAGUCAGGUAUUGUACCUACUGGCUGCUAGUAGAAUAAGGAUGACGUAUCCUGUGUGUGGUGUUCUUGCCCUGUUUGCCAAUCUCACAACUGUGAUCUCUCCUCUCACACUGGUGGUGAUGUCUCUGGAGAGAUACGUAGCUGUGUGUUACCCGCUGAGGCACGCUACCAUCAUGACCAUCAGAAACACAGGGGUGGCUAUCGUUGUAGUUUGGGCCUUCAGUUUACUAAAUGUCCUCACUCGAGUUUUCUUGCUUUUAGAAUAUCCAUUUGAAGACCUGGAGAGCCUGCAGAUGACAGACAUUUGCUCUGUCAUGGCUAUGUUGAUUGGGCCCUCAUCCGAUCAUUACGACAAAGCCUUUACUGGUUUUCUGUUUGUUUCCUCUAGUUUGUCGAUCAUUUCCUCCUAUACUGGUGUGAUGGUAGCAGCCAGAUCAGCCUCUACAGACAAAGCUUCAGCUCGUAAGGCUCUUAACACACUGCUGCUGCAUCUGGUGCAGCUGGGCCUCAGUCUCUCCUCAACCAUUUACAACCCAAUCCUUAAAGUUCUCUCGAAAAUUGUAACGAGGAUAGUAUUUGUGCGCAUCACUAAUUUUUUGUAUGUGUGUACCAUCAUCUUCCCCAGAUGUCUGAGUUCUCUCAUCUAUGGGCUCAGAGAUCAGACCAUCAGACCCGUCCUCUUGUACCAUAUGUGCUGCCGACUGAAACUCUCAGUCGUCCCAGCCAAGGCUGAGGAGUGA